CGAAGAAAUCCAAACCGUUCAAUCGAAAGGGAUCAAGCUGGUGGCUGCGGCACAAGACCGGGAGAUCGGAGAGCGAAAGCUAUGGAAGCGGCGAGGAAGAAGAUGAUGGAGUUCUUUGGGAAGCAGGAGAACCUGAUGAACUUGUUUCUCGCCGGAGCCUUCGCGGCGCUUUCAUGGCGGUCUUAUCAGCAGCAGAAGGAGAUCGACGUGCUCGAGGCGGAGAAAUCGGCUCUGCGGAGCGGCAACAUGGCCAUGUCCUCAACCAUGUGGGCGUGGCGCGAGCACUUCUUUAACCUCGCCGAAGCUGAUCCCUCGUCCGCUCCCAUAUCUCUCGCUCGCCUCCGCGCCAUCUACGGUGAGGAGGAAAUGGUUGCCGAGGCCACGUCGUCCCAGUUGGACGGAGAUAUCCGUCGCGAUCGAGCAGAAGAUGCCGCUGCAAAUGAGCCCAUUAUUGCUUGAUGUAUAAGCUGGACAAUUCGCUUUAUGGAACGCGUAAGUUGGAUUCGUAACUGUAAUUGUUUGAUCAUAAGAAUGAGCUCAACCUCAUUUGUGGUUGAGUACUUUUGGACUGAUUACCUUGAAGCUCAAAAUUUGUUUGGUUUCAUGCCC
Messenger RNA from Dendrobium catenatum, 609 nucleotides. RefSeq lists its product as uncharacterized. The coding region runs from base 82 to 459 and encodes 125 amino acids. Lineage: Eukaryota; Viridiplantae; Streptophyta; Magnoliopsida; Asparagales; Orchidaceae. Gene Ontology annotation, cellular component: mitochondrion. The transcript is spliced from 2 exons. The record is from RefSeq and is a predicted model, not a curated record.